AUGGCUAUAGACAAUAGUUACGGUUACGUCCCUACCAAAUGGUUAGGAAUUGUUGCUGUAGUCCUUUUCUGUCUCGCUUUUGUCACGGAGGUUGCACAAUGUGUUCCCAUUCGUAGGUUUUUGUUAGUGGUACCCAUGAUUGGAACACUCGGUGAAAUUGUCGGUUGGAUAGCAAGAUUAAAGUCUUCAUCGGAUCCUUGGUCAACCAACUUGUUUUUGGUAAACUUUGUCGCAUUGUGUAUUGCUCCGGUUUUUUACACGGCUCAAAUCUACACAACCAUGCAAUACCUUGUCCGUCUUUACGGUCCCGACUUUUCUUACUUCAGUCCAAGAAUACCCUACCGCACCACGAUCAUUCCUGGAUCAACAGAAUCUUCUAAAUUGUGUCCUCCUCCUUCUCGCAACCGUAAACUUGCCAUCCAGACUCUGAUUGCCUCUACUGUCUUUGUAAUCAUUCGUUCUAUUUACCGUGUUGUUGAGCUUGCUGAUGGUUGGACCGGAUACAUUGUUAAACAUGAGCCUUUCUUUGCCAUUUUUGACUUUGUGCCUAUGUUCAUUACUUCCAUUCUACUCCUUGGAACAGUUGCCCCGAUGCUCGAGGUCCGUCGCAAAGUUGACACCACUGAGCUCAUGUUGAUGGAUACGAAAUUGCAGCGGCAAUUUUCGCACCUUUCGUCCAUGGGUUCUCAUGAUCAUAUUUACAAAACGAUUAGCAACCCUCUUUCCGUAAGUACUGCCGGUGAAAAGAAGAAAGACGUCGUCUUAUAG
Messenger RNA from Schizosaccharomyces japonicus yFS275, 768 nucleotides. RefSeq lists its product as hypothetical. The transcript is spliced from 2 exons. NCBI's taxonomy places the organism in Eukaryota, Fungi, Ascomycota, Schizosaccharomycetes, Schizosaccharomycetales, Schizosaccharomycetaceae. The record is from RefSeq and is a predicted model, not a curated record. The coding region runs from base 1 to 768 and encodes 255 amino acids. Gene Ontology annotation, cellular component: membrane.